Messenger RNA from Aspergillus niger, 822 nucleotides. RefSeq lists its product as uncharacterized. Bases 1 to 822 code for a protein of 273 amino acids. Gene Ontology annotation, molecular function: carbon-sulfur lyase activity. The record is from RefSeq and is a predicted model, not a curated record. Lineage: Eukaryota; Fungi; Ascomycota; Eurotiomycetes; Eurotiales; Aspergillaceae. The transcript is spliced from 6 exons.
AUGGUUGUCAAGGGUUCUUGUAACUGCGGCCGCAUCCGCAUCACCAUGGACAAUCCCACACCGUCUGGGGGUGGCGUGAUGAUCUGCUACUGCCUCAAUUGUCGAAAGCAGAGUGGUGCCGCCGGCACCUAUGUCGUCGUGGUGGAGAACAAAGACAUGGUCUUGAACGGUCGUCCCAAGAAAUUUCUCGACACCAACACCGCCUGUGGCCGACCACUGGAUCGAUACUUCUGUUAUAACUGUGGAUGUCCGAUCAUGUACCAAAGUGAGACUGUUUUGCCCGGGAAAUCACUCUUAAUGUUUGGUCUCUUUGAUGAUAUUCCCAAGCCGGUGGCAGAGGUGUGGACUAAGCGUCGGCCGGAGUGGAUGGUAGAGAUUCCAGAUGUUUUACAGUAUGUUACGGAUAUCCCAGACGACGUGAGCGGAGAGGAGGCCAAGAAACUAGGCUGUAGAUUCUGCCCAUCUCCAGCGACAAGUAAGAAGGCGCAAUCCUGGUUACUACUUACCAGUGAUAAACAUCAGCCAGAGUUUCCCGCAAGGCCGCUUUCAGUGACGGGACAAACAACAAGCCGGAUUUUGGAAUGGCCGCUGGCAUGCUAUUUAUUCAUCUAUUUCACACCAUUACUGUUGGAUUCAAGAAAGCAUUUCAACGUCCAGGAAAUCCAGCAGUAUACAAUAGACCGAAAUGUCAAAUACUUCCAAGGUAAAUGUUCACAUUACCGUUACAUAGCGAGGGCCAUGGUACACCAUGAAGGUAUUACUGGCCGUGGCCUGUAUGCAAUAUUGCAUAUCUGGAACCAGGGCAUAUUUGUUAUUGUAUGA